UGUAACCACUACCUGCCCACCCGCCAAUCCCGAAGGGGCCCCCGCGCGGGUCCCGCCCCCGCUCCAGCCCGGCCGGCGGCGGGGCGGGCAGGCGGCUGCAGCCCGAGCCGGGGCACUGGGUCCGGCUGCGCUCGGCGCCGGGGCUCGGAGAGCAGCGCUGGGUCCCCCAGGAGGACAGAGCCGAGGAUGAACCAGCCGGGACUGUGCGCCCGUCAGCGCUGGAGGCCGGAGAGCUGAGCUGUGGGAUCCGGGAGGGAGCGUCGUCCCGCCCAGCUCCAAGAUGUCCUGUUUUGGGGAACAUUUCUGGGGAGAGAAGAACCAGGGCUUCGACGUGCUCUACCACAACAUGAAGCACGGGCAGGUCUCCACCAAGGAACUGGCCGACUUCGUCCGCGAGAGGGCCACCGUGGAGGAGACUUACGGCAAGUCCAUGGCCAAGCUGGCCAAGAUGGCCACCAACGGCACGCAGCUCGGGACGUUCGCGCCGCUCUGGGAGGUGUUCCGGGUCUCCUCCGACAAGCUGGCGCUCUGCCACCUGGAGCUGGUGAAGAAGCUGCAGGACCUGCUGAAGGAGAUCGCCCGCUACGGGGAGGAGCAGGGCAAGGCGCACAAGAAGUCCAAGGAGGAGGUGUCGGGGACCCUGGAGGCCAUCCAGCUGCUGCAGGGCGUCGCCCAGCUGGUGCCCAAGUCCAAGGAGAAUUAUCAGAGCAAGUGCCUGGAGGCCGAGCGCCUGCGCCGGGAGGGAACCAACCAGAAGGAGCUUGACAAGGCUGAGCGGAAGUCGAAGAAAGCGGCUGAGGCCCUGCGCCGCGCAGUGGAGAAGUACAACAUCGCCCGGGCCGACUUUGAGCAGAGGAUGCUGGACUCGGCCGUGGUAAGUGAGGAGGUGGGUGCGGGGGCAAGGACACGGUGGGGGGGGGGGCAGGGGCAGCCAUUGGAGGCUCCCCCCCCCCCCCAGGUGCACGAGGAAUUCAAGCAGAACGUGGAGAACAUCGGCAUUGAGACGCUGCUGCAGAGAUUCGCCGAGAGCAAGGGCACCGGGCGCGAGAGGCCGGGUGUGCUGGAUUUCGACGAGUGCAGAACAGCCCCAGUGCAGGAAGGGCCCAAGAGAAGCCUCAGCAAAGCCUUCCGCAUCCCCGGACUGAGCCGGAGAGACCGAGAGCGAGACGCUGUGGAGUCCCCAGACACCGACUUGACCUGCCCAGAUGUGGACGAGGAGGGAUUCACUGUACGGCCUGACCUCAACCAGAGCAGUAUCCUUGGGGCUGGCAGGGCCCAGCUGGGGGGUGGGAGGGCCCUGGUGACCCCCGCCCCCCUUGUUCUCUCGCAGGGCACAGUGAAGAGACAGGUCUGCAGGCACUUACCGGUAGCGACGACCGUCACGGUGAAUGUGGACUCUGACGUGGCCCUGGGUACAGGUGAGGAGCCCGGGAAGCCGCAGCCUCCCCACCCCGCCGCGUGGACUCCCAGCUGCGCAGGGAAGCCCCGGCCGGACGCAGUCCCUUCCGCAGCCCUGUUUGGGCCCCCGCUGGAGUCGGCCUUCGAAGCGGAGGAUUUCCCAGCGUCCCGAGCCUGCGGCCUGGGCUCCAGCCCGUCUCCCUUCUCCUCCUCGUCUCCAGAGAACGUGGAAGACUCGGGGCUGGACUCCCCCUUGCACCCCCCCACGGGCCCCUCGCCGGACUCCAGGCCCUGGACGCCACAGAGCCCCCUCGCCAGACGGCCCGCCAAGGGCUCCCCGCGGCUCCAAGAGGAGCGGGGCGUCCUGCCCCCCACGACGGCCGCCUCGGAGGAGCAGAGCGCCUGGCUGCCCCCGCCCGCCAGCCCCACCGGGUGGCCCCAGGACACCCCCUGCUUUGCCGCCUUCGGAGAGGACUCGGGGGCGGGGUCUCAGCACGACUCCCGUUGCCCCAGCACCACGGCCCCUUCGCCCGACCCCUCCGGGGACCCCGAGGCCUGGGCGGCCAGGCCUCCGAGUCCCGGCUCGGAGGAGGCCCUGCAGCCCUGCAAGCAUGGGGCCUGCCCCCCCUCCCACUCCUCGGCCUCUCCGGUGCCCCACAGCUGCAGGGAGCCCUCCGGCCCCUCCCCGUGGACUCCCCAGGGGCCCGGCCCCAGGCUGUCAGACAGCAGCACGCCGGCGGCUGAGCCCGAUCCUCCCCCUGCCCCCACUCUGCCCAGCGCCGCCCCCAAGGUGGCCCCCCCGCGGCGAUCCAGGACGAAGAGGCUAUCGACGGGGCAGGCCGCCUGCAGCCACAGUGACCCGUCCCGCUCCCUGUGCCCCUCUCCCCUGUGGAAUUCUGGCCCUUCCCACUCAGCUCCGGCCAGCCUGGGCGAGCGCAGCUUCUUCACGGUCUCGCAGCCGGCGCUCGGGCUCUCCCGAGGCCCCAGCCCCGUGGUGCUGGGAUCCCAGGAUGCACUUCCCGUGGCAACCGCCUUCACCGAGUACAUCCAUGCCUACUUCAAGGGUCAGGACCCUGACAGCUGUCUGGUGAAGAUCACGGGCGAGCUCACCAUGUCCUUCCCCGCCGGCAUCGUCCGCGUCUUCAGCGGGAGCCCGUCCCCGCCCGUCCUGAGCUUCCGUCUGCUCAACACGGCACCCAUCGAGCAGUUCCUGCCCAGCGCCGAGCUACUGUACAGUGACCCAUCCCAGAGUGACCCCAGCACCAAGGACUUCUGGCUGAACAUGCCGGCGCUGACCGGGCACCUGCAGAAGCAGGCAGAGCAGGCCCCGGCCGCCUCCUACUACAACGUGGCCCUUCUCAAGUACCAGUUCUCCAAGCUGGGCCCGAGCGCGGCCCCCCUGCAGCUGGCCGUGCGCUGGGACUGCACCGCGGCCACCACCCAGGUCAGCGUGGAGUACGGGUACAACGCCGGUGCCAUGCCCGCGCCCAGGCCCCUCACCAACGUCCAGGUGCUGCUGCCCGUGGAGGAGCCGGUCGCCAAUGUGCGGCUGCAGCCUGCGGCCAGCUGGAACCUGGAGGAGAAGCGGUUGUUGUGGAGGCUGCUGGACGUUCCUGGGGCCCCAGAUCGUGGCGGCUGCGGCCGCCUCUCUGCCAGCUGGGAGCCCCUCUACGGCCCCAGCAAACCCAGCCCCGUGGCGGCCCAGUUCACCAGCGAAGGCAGCACCCUGUCGGGCGUGGAGGUGGAGCUGGCGGGCAACGGGUACAGGAUGUCGCUGGUGAAGAAGAGAUUCGCCACAGGCAUUUAUCUGGCUGGCUCCUGACUGGCUGCCCUCGUCCCCCUAUUCAUGGCUGGUUUUAAAGCCCCAGUGGCCGUUGGCUUGUUCAGCCUCUUGUUGCCCCCGGGGGUUUCUCUGCUGUUGGAUUUUUAAACACUGGAACAAAGUCAGAUCUGGGGGGAGGGGAGUGGGGGUCCGGCCCCUGGCCCGUGAGAGGAGCGAUGGUGCUGGGCUGGGGUCCAGCCCCUGGACGGGACGAGCGGCUGAGUUGCACUGGACAGAGAACAGCCCUGCUCCCUGUUUGCCUAACUCCUCCCCUGCCCCCCACUGGCCAAGCUGGGGUCUCCGUGCUGUCCCCGGGUCGCCCCCUGGCGAUGGAACAGAGCCGUCCACUCUCCCAGCUGCUGUACGGGGGUGGGGGGAGGAGGGGAAGCUGGGGGGGGUCGUCACCCUUUUAAUAAAC
Molecule: messenger RNA, 3638 nt
Organism: Chrysemys picta bellii (western painted turtle)
Lineage: Eukaryota; Metazoa; Chordata; Testudines; Emydidae
Source: RefSeq, a predicted model, not a curated record